UAGACCAAGGCUUCUUCUUCGCUGCUGCGGUAUUUUCUUCCUCUUCUUCUUUCCAACCACCAAAAGAACACUCACACGGUUCAUCCGCAGCAGCGUUCAAGAAGCUUUCUUUCUCUCAUUAAGAAGAAAAUGGCUCGUUCUUUCUCAAACGUUAAGCUUUUCUCUAUUAUCGUUCUCGAUGGAAUUUCUAACGCUAUCUCAAGACGAGGAUACGCGGCGACAUCACAAGGAGUAUUGUCAAAUGGAGUAAAGGAAGCAGCAGCAGCAAGAAACGAGGCGGUGUUGAAGAAAACAGGGGAAGACAUGGCGAUGGCGGUAACUAAAGAGAAUGUAAACUGGGUUCCAGACCCGAAAACCGGAUUCUACAGGCCCGAGAACUCGGCCAGCGAGAUUUGCCCGGCCGAGCUCAGAGCAACGCUUUUGAAGAGGAACUGAAAUAAAUUAUACGUUCAUUCGUAUGUCUGUAUUGGGACAAACAAGGUUAUAUGUGUUUUUUUUUUUGGUAUCUGAAGUGGCUUGUUUUGUUCCUUUCUUUGUCGCUGGUGAUAGUAAUGCUUGUUUGUCGAUUUCUGUUUUGAGAAUUACAACCAAUAAAUACUAGGGUUGCCGUUUUCUUAUUUUAAUAUCACAUUCUUUUGUUGGCUUAA
Hibiscus syriacus is the source of this 647-nucleotide messenger RNA. Its product is annotated as protein SENESCENCE-ASSOCIATED GENE 21, mitochondrial-like. The record is from RefSeq and is a predicted model, not a curated record. Gene Ontology annotation, cellular component: mitochondrion. NCBI's taxonomy places the organism in Eukaryota, Viridiplantae, Streptophyta, Magnoliopsida, Malvales, Malvaceae. Bases 130 to 435 code for a protein of 101 amino acids. The transcript is spliced from 2 exons. Gene Ontology annotation, biological process: response to stress.